AUGGUGAGCACGGCAACGACUUUGGAUUUGAAUGACCAGACGUUUAAGGAUAACGUCAUAACAGCUUGUAAGAUGUUGAGAAUCGAGAUCAAUAUCAAUGAAUUGAGUAAAGCUCAAGAUGAUCAGCAACUUGAUUCGAAUGACAUGUCCAUUAAGGAUACCGGUAUGCCAGCUUCUGAUAUCAAUGAAUUGAGUAAAGCUCAAGAUGAGACAAACAUUGGGGUGGAUAAAAAUCUAGAUCAGCCACUUGAUUCGAAUGACAUGUCCCUUAAGGAUACCGGUAUGCCUGCUUCUGAUAUGUUGGGAGUUGAGAUGAAUAUCAAUCCAGUAGAAAAAUCUCAAGAUCCGGCUAACAUAUUUCUGUAUGAUGAUCUAAUAUUCGAAAGCGAAUUAGUUGAUCUUGUGGACAAAGCAUCUGCCGAGUCUGAUACUUCGAAGACAAAGCACUUCGAGUGUGCUUUUGAUAUUCCCACGUUUGAUUUGCACUUCACUCCUCUAGACCCGACAAAGGAACAUGAUAACACAUAUCAACAGAAGGAAUCUUUGGAGGUGGCUGGAAUUGAGCGGAACGAUGGAUACCAGACAAUGACGGGGAAUAACGUCAAGGAUGUCCAUGCAAAUAAUGUGGAUGUGUCGAAGAUCAAAGAAAAACCUCUAAGGGACAAGGAUACAAGCUCGGCGGAUCUGGGAUUGAAUAAGGAUAGUGAUAUGCAAAAAGCUGUUGAGGUAUGUGAAAUAAAUAAAUAA
Salvia miltiorrhiza (redroot sage) is the source of this 747-nucleotide messenger RNA. RefSeq lists its product as uncharacterized. The transcript is spliced from 5 exons. The coding region runs from base 1 to 747 and encodes 248 amino acids. NCBI's taxonomy places the organism in Eukaryota, Viridiplantae, Streptophyta, Magnoliopsida, Lamiales, Lamiaceae. The record is from RefSeq and is a predicted model, not a curated record.